AUGGCGUCUGAACUUUCCAGAGACGAAAUUGAAGAGAUCCGUGAUGUCUUUGAACUGUUUGACUUCUGGGAUGGUAGAGACGGUGAGGUGGAUGCCUUCAAGACCGGGCACAUGCUGUACUGCUUGGGUAUGAACCCAACCUUGGAGACUGUCAGGAAGAAUGGAGGAACAGACAAACUGGGUGAGAAAGCCUACAAGUUUGAAGAGUUUCUGCCCAUCUAUUCUGCUGUCUCAAAAGAGAAAGACACAGGCACUUUUGCUGACUUCAAUGAAGCCUUUAAAACUUUUGACCGUGAGGGCCAAGGUUUCAUCUCAGCAGCCGAAAUGCGACAUGUUCUCACCUGCUUAGGUGAAAAACUUUCUGAUGAGGAUGUGGACGAAAUUAUCAAAGCCACAGACACCAGGGAAGAUUUGGAAGGAAAUGUCAAAUAUGAAGAUUUCAUCCAGAAAGUUCUGAAAGGACCAUAUGAAUAA
Candidula unifasciata is the source of this 474-nucleotide messenger RNA. The record is from the annotation of a GenBank genome assembly. NCBI's taxonomy places the organism in Eukaryota, Metazoa, Mollusca, Gastropoda, Stylommatophora, Geomitridae.